Nylanderia fulva is the source of this 1222-nucleotide messenger RNA. Its product is annotated as 4-vinylanisole receptor-like. The record is from RefSeq and is a predicted model, not a curated record. NCBI's taxonomy places the organism in Eukaryota, Metazoa, Arthropoda, Insecta, Hymenoptera, Formicidae. Gene Ontology annotation, cellular component: plasma membrane. Gene Ontology annotation, biological process: detection of chemical stimulus involved in sensory perception of smell; sensory perception of smell. Gene Ontology annotation, molecular function: olfactory receptor activity; odorant binding.
CUAUUGCUAACUUAUAUUUAAAUAUUAUAUAUUUCCUUAAAUAUGCAACUAUUUCCUCUAAAUUUUUUAAUGUACACUGUCGGCGGUGUAUGGCGACCUAUCGAAUGGUCAUCGAGCGUUGCCAAAUUGUUAUAUAACAUGUUUACCUCUACCAUAUUAGUCUUGUUAUACUUUUUGAUGGUGACUCAAUUCAUGGAUAUCCUUUUUGUUGUCAACAAUAUUGAUGAUUUCGCCACUAAUACUCUAAUGUUCCUGACUAUUGUUGCUGUUACGUGUAAAGCGACUAUCGUUGUAGUACGUCGAAAUGCAAUCAUCAAGUUGGUGCAAACAUUAUUGAAGGCACCGUGCAAACCUCGGGACGAGGUUGAAAUGGCAAUACAAAAAAAAUUUGACAAGUUUAUCAGGUCAUGCUCAAUUAAAUAUUCACUUUUGGCGACGAGUUCCGUUACAGGAGUCACCGUAAGAUCAGUGUUAAAUGUCACACAGGGCUAUCUGCCUUACAGAAUAUGGGUGCCAUACGAUACAAACACAUCUCCGAUGUUUUUGAUUACAUCCAUUCAGCAAAUCGUAACUGUAGUUUUCGUCACUAUCAUAAAUGUUGGCACGGAAACUCUGGUUUUCGGAUUGUUUUUGCAAACGUGCGCUCAGUUUGAAAUUUUUGAGAAUCGUCUUCGCAUAUUAAUAUCUAACAAAAUAGCUAAAUAUCUGAAACCUGUUUCAUCAAAUAAAGGAAAGGCAAUAAUUUCGGAAUAUAUACAUCACCAUCUCAGUAUUUACAAAUAUGCUAAAACGGUAAAUGCUAUAUUCAAUCAAGUACUCUUUGUCCAAUUUUUUGGCAGUAUAUUAGUCUUAUGUACAAGUGUAUAUUAUCUGUCAGCACAUAUUACGGAAUCUGAAAGUGCAACUUUAAUAGUUUACACUAUCUGUAUGUUUGUACAAGUCUUUGUUUAUUGUUGGUCAGGAAACGAAGUCAUACUUAAGAGUAUGAGUGUAGGAGAUGCGAUAUAUCGUAUGGAUUGGCCCUUAUUACCAGUCAACGAUAGAAAGGAGCUGCUGAUGAUCAUGAUGCGUAGCACACUUCCUAUAAAAUUUACCAGUAGUUUCUUGAUAACUUUAUCUCUCCAAUCUUAUAGUGGCAUUUUAAAAAUAUCAUAUUCGGCAUUUAAUGUGUUACAAAAGUGAGAUAUAAAUAAUCAAGAGUGUAUGUAAACAAACAUGAAAA